Messenger RNA from Kluyveromyces marxianus DMKU3-1042, 3684 nucleotides. RefSeq lists its product as uncharacterized. Gene Ontology annotation, cellular component: telomerase holoenzyme complex. The transcript has a single exon. The record is from RefSeq and is a predicted model, not a curated record. Gene Ontology annotation, biological process: nuclear-transcribed mRNA catabolic process, nonsense-mediated decay. Bases 1 to 3684 code for a protein of 1227 amino acids. Gene Ontology annotation, molecular function: telomeric repeat DNA binding; protein binding; telomerase RNA binding. NCBI's taxonomy places the organism in Eukaryota, Fungi, Ascomycota, Saccharomycetes, Saccharomycetales, Saccharomycetaceae.
AUGGGUCAUUCAGGGUUGCAUCAGAAGAGACACAACUCGAAUUCUGCGGAGUAUUACGACUCCUCAAUUAUCAAGAGACGUACAGGAGACGGGGUAUCGGAUAAUAUCGAUUUGAGUGUGGCAGAGCUUUCAAAUGAGGCAGCAGGUCAGUACCAGUUCCUCGAUACGUCGAUUUUGACGAAUUCGCCUGCGAAAGCGAGGCACGAGAAGACUCCUAGCAUCACGAAACCGCAUACAAUGAUCCAGAUGGAACACACUCCACAGCCGAGAGCCCUCGAUGGGUCGGCUGGGGACAUGCAUCUCCCCCAAUCGCCGUUCUAUCUCCCAACAACGUCGCAGAUAAACCUAGAGGCAGCUGCAACGGUCAACGAGAAUAGCAGCAUAAGACGUUCAGACUCCGUGUGCAGGCUUACUACGGUAGACAACAAUGUCAAGAUUGCAAAGUUGCAAAAUAAUUCGCAUGCAUCUGUUGGAAUAACGACAGCCCCAGCUACGGCUCCAGCUACGGCUACGGCUACCCCAAUACCAGCAGGAACUGCAACAGAGGCAGUAGUAGCCACUUGCUCCCAUAUCCCAAUCACCGACAACGAUAAUGUCAACUUUCCUCCAUCUGAUACAAACAUGGAUGUACCGAGAGACUCGGAUCCUAAUCAGGGACCUGGAAAGGGUAGCUGCAUUGGAAACGCCGGUGACGGAAGCGCCGGGAAUAAUACUAAUAAUACUAGUAAUAACAAUAACAAUAACAAUAGUAAUAAUAACAAUAAUGAUGAUGGCAAUGGUGAUAAUAAUGGCGCCGGCUCCAGUGCCGCAGUCGAUAAUAAAUCAGGAAGCCAGCAACAGCUCGUUGAAAAACUACAGGAAAUAUACAAAAGCAUUGUCAAGCAAGAAACAGAAUUGCAAGAACGAUGCUCAAAAUUGACUACGCAACAAACAACAGACUUAAAAAAUUUAUGGCUGGCAUACAAAGUUAACGCAGAUUUAAUUGACAAUUAUAUCCUCUUCAUAACAACGGCACUCUUGCCUUCCCAAUCGAAAGCAAGUCUCGCCAUAGGCCAAGAAAUUGUCGAUGUCUAUAGGAUAGAAAGAAGACUCUGGGUUUAUGGCACCAUCACAUUUCUGGACGUUUUGAAAAACUUUUCAAACUUCAUGGACCCAGAAAUAUGUUGUCAAUUUAUUGCAUACGUAUUCAUCGCAUUGUCCAAUAUGCUCGAGGAUCUCCCUCCAAAAUACUCAAUUCCUUGGCUUGAAAGAUUAGGCGAUUUGUCAAGAAUGGCUAUCGCCCUAUACCCAUCAGGUUUCGUGGACUGGAAGUUGAGUGCAGAGCACUGGUACAGAGAAAGCUUGAAAUAUACCUUUGGUCAUGGUAAACUCUAUUACCAUAUGUCCACCGUUCAACAAAACACAUUGGAAGCUUUCGUCAACCUAGGAAAAUCGGUGUUCUGUGAAGAUAUUUUUGUUCCAUCGCCACAGUAUAUGCAAUUGGUUAUCGAUAAUAUUUACCAAAGAGCUUUCGCGGAACGUGAUAGCACUGGACACAGAAGCAACCAUAUAGUAGAUUACUUGAAGCACACAGAAGUCAUGUUACUUCCCAGCUUCUUAGAAUCAUCUGAGCUUCAAAAUGUUGUUAUUCAUUAUUUCCAGCAUAAAUUCGGCGUCUCCUCGUCUGGUAACUUUUUUGAUCCAAACCUAAUAUUUAUCCAAGAUGCUGAGAGACUAAAACAUGUGUUCAGACAUUCAGCAUUAUUCUCGCAAUCACAUAUUUUGCAACUGUGUGGAUUCGGUGAUCCAAAAAAUCCAUUCGCCAUCUUAUUCGAGCUACCUAAAUACCUAAAAUCUCGAAAGGAACGUAAAGGAAGAAAGAAGAAUACAAGGAGCACAUCUGAACCAUCAAUGGAACCUGAGUUCCCUUCUUCAGAACAAACACAUGUCAUGAUUGAUGAUUUCUUUGACUCUAUCGACUCUCCAAAGGUACCAUACGAAUUUCCAUUGGACAUAGUUAUAUGGAAAAAGUCUCUCCACUACAUUAAUGUUACAUCCAUGAAAUGUGGCAUGAUUGUUUUGAGACGGUUUUUGUGUGGUCCUAUCGUUACUGCUCUCCCUCAUCUUCUGCCUUGGUUACUCUUUCUCAUAUCGUUGCAGAUAAAACUAGAUCAAAUUGGUGAUAUCACAUUGAAGAAGUUCUGGAUUGUAUUUGUAAGAAGAAUAUUUCCAUGGGAUUCAUUGAUAACUUUCAUGAACACUUUGGUUCAUUAUUGUCAGGUCACCGGUACCAAGAAUUUUGAUAUGGAUUCUUACAUGUCUACAUAUCUUCCAAUGAAUAGAGAAGAACUGCUAAAAACUUUCUGCGAGAACGAAAACUUACCGGAGUGCUGGAGUUGUUGGGGUUCUUUGUGGUUUGAUGUGAUUUGCAAAAAAUCCGACCUUGAAUUCACAACACUGGAAAGUACAGGAUUAUCGGAUACAUUAUUCUUGGAUGCACCAACCGAUGGUAUCUGUUUUGAUGAUGCUGACGAGACUGGAAGUAAAUAUUGGCAAAGGAUCUGUCGUACACUUUUACUAUUCAAUGUUAUUGUGGAUUGGCAAGGAAUUGGUGGUUUUGGCCAAGGUUGUAUGAAGAUUGUUAAAGAGGUUAACGAUUGGAGGGACUUGAAUUUCAGAUUUGACGACGAUGUAAAUGAUGCAUUAUCAGUUGAGUUAUAUCCAAAAGAAAAUGAGAGUUUCCCAUUUGAGAAAUUUGAGAUUAUUUCCGAUGUCAACCGAGCGGAAAGUGGUGAGGAAUCUGCAAAAUCCAUGAUUCCUGGAGUUCGUAUCGAAGAACUACAAGGAUUUACGCAAAUGCAUCCAGAUUAUUUCUGUUUCAAUAAGAAUGGAGAUUUAAUAACUGGCUCCCUUUAUACCAAAGGUCCUUUAGAAACUGCAAAUAUAUACGGAGGUGAUGAUUUCAACGCCAAUAGGGUUUUGGAUAAUGGUAAACUGAUCGUUCAAGAAAGAUUAGAAUACUCUUCUGUAAUCGACAAAUUAGAGCAGCCAUGGCUUGAGGCAUUCAUGAAUCCCGAAUUCAGGCAAAGAGAGCUGUUGCACAGAAGCUUUUUAGGAAACUUAAAUUGUCAAGCAGACACAAAUGUUACAUUUUUUGUGUUGGAUGCAACAACAUGGUUGAGACAUUUUGCGCAUAUCUAUAAGCUUGCCACCAGUAAUGUUUUGAAAUUUGCCAUUUGUUUAACAACUUUCCAGGAGUUGAGAUUUCUUCGUAAAUCGAAGGAUGAAAGCGUAUUAGAGGCCGCCACUAGAGCAGUCAUAGCAGUGAGACAAUUAUACUAUGAACGAAACCUUCUUGCUUUGAGAUUUACGGGUAACGUUGCUGGACACUUGGAGGAACACCUAGAGAUCGAAGAACAAAUGACAUGGAAAUCACAUGUGGAUGAGUUUGUCAUAGAUGCAAUUGCAAAAGCACAAGAAAAGUUCAACGUUUUAAACAACGAUGCAAUGCAGAACGGAAAAGACUGUAUCCCUGUAUCUAGCGAUACCCAAGAUCCCAAGAAGUUUAAUUUCAUCAGUUUAGUUACUGACGACUUCAAUAUGAGAAAUAAAGCUCAGCAAUUGGGGAUUCGUACUUUCAGUACUAGAUUUGUAUUCGCCGUGUGCAGGGAACUUGGUAGAGAAGCAGGUGUAUGUACUAAUUAA